This is a messenger RNA of Paramecium pentaurelia, 2724 nucleotides long. NCBI's taxonomy places the organism in Eukaryota, Ciliophora, Oligohymenophorea, Peniculida, Parameciidae. The record is from the annotation of a GenBank genome assembly.
AUGUUUUAAAUUGAGCCAGACACUUCUAAAAUUUGUAUUGAUUCAAUUUUCUGCGUAAAAGAAAAUUGUUAAAAUAAUCAUUCGAGAUUCUAUUUAGGAAUUUGUCUUGAAUAUUUAAGAAUGGAAGAAGAAUAGUAUAAAAACUCAGAGGAAGAUUUUGAAAAAAAGAAAUGUGAUAUAUAGGGAUGCAAAUUAUAACAUUUAGACUAAUCUAAAUUAAAGAGUUCGUUAUAAUAAUCUAUAAAUGGUAUAUUUCCUCAUAAUUUAUGUUGCAUGAAUGGAUGUGAUUGUAAAUUAAUUCAUAAACCUUGGGCUCAUAAUAUUUGCAUAAAUGAUAUUAUGAAUGUCUGUCAAAAAAAAAAAAAGAAUAAUUGUCCAUUUAAUCAUUUACCAUGGAAUUAACUAAAAUAAUAGGCAAAGGAAUCAUCAAAGAUUAAUUUCACAACACCUGAACAAUUAUGUGAAUCACAAAAUUGUAACUGUUAAUAACAUUUUUCAUGGAUGACAGAUUAAAAAAUUUGUAUACCAUUUCUUAAAGGAAUUUGUCCAUUUAUAAAAUGUCUAAAAAAUCACGUUGAAUGGGAAGGUUUAUCUUUAAAACAAAAGAUAGAAUAAAACUCAUUAUAACCUUGUAGUGUAAUUUAUUAAGAGUCGAAAGAGAGAGCAAAUUCUUUUAGUUAAAAGCAAUUUAUUUAAUUAUUAUGUGAAAAGGCUAAAUUUCUUAAAUUCAAAGAAUCAAUAUUUCAAUCUAAUAUUAUUGAUGUUGUUUUUAUAAUGGAUCUAACUGGAUCUAUGUAAACAUGGAAAAUAGAAAUGGAAAAUGCCAUUUAUGAAAUAAUUUAAUAAUUUUAACAAACAAAUAAAGGACAUUAAAUAAGGUUUGGAUUUGUUGGUUAUAGAGAUGAAUGUGAUAAAAAAGAAAAAAUCACCUAUAUUAAUCUUACAUAAAAAGUAGAUGAAUUUACAAAAUAAAUAUCAUAAUUAGAAGCAAAAGGUGGAGGUGAUGAUGCUGAGGAUGUUGUGGCAGGAUUUGAAAAAGCAUUGGAAUUAAAUUUCUCUCUUCAUGAAGAAAGUUUACUCUGUACAUUUUUGAUUGCUGAUGCUCCUUGUCAUGGUAGAGAAUAUCAUGAUAUUUCAUCUGAUAAUUAAAUUGAUUCAGUUGAAAAGAAUUAUUUAGAAAAUGUAUUAAAAAAAUAUAAAAAAAUCAAAGAAUGUAAUUUUUUAUGUUGCAUUAAAAUUAAUGAAACAACAGAUAAAAUGUUUUAAAAAAUGUAAUAAGUAUUUCCUCUAUUAACCAUAACAUCUUAAAAGUAACCAAAAGAAAUUAGCGAUUAAGUUCUUUUUACCCUAAAAUAAUCUUUGAUAUAAUCCAAAUUAAUUCAAUCAAAAAUUAAAAAUACUAUUCAAAUAUAAGCAGAAUUUAAUAAAUAUAAAUUAAGUAUUUCGCCCCCAAACUAUUAAGAUAAUAAUCGUGCAAAGUAUUGGAAAAAUUUUUACAUUGAUGUGGAUUAAUCUUUAAGGAGAGGAGUUACAGCCUUAGAUAUUGAAUAAAAUAUUAAUGAAUCUUAGUAAUCUGAUGAUUAAAAUUGCACAACUUAUAUUUUUAAAGCAUUUGAUACUAUUAAUAAUAUGUACAUCGCUAUAAAAAUUCCUAAAUUCAUAAUUGAUAUGCAUAGAGAAGGUAAAUUAGAUAAAAUAUCAAUUGAUAAGGCUGAAUAGUUAGCAAAAACCAGAUUUUAUUCAUCCAGUUAUGCUUGUUAAAUGGCUCAUUAUUUUAAUUAGAAAAUAUCAAAAAUUUAAGAAAUUCCUUCAUUAUUUUAUGUAUUACCCAUUAUUUAUACACUAACAGAACCUUUUUUUGGUAUGAAUUUAGUUUAUGGAGAAACAUUUAUGAAUAUUUAAUAUUAAUUUAAAAAGUACACUACUAAUAGUCAUCAUAGUGAACCAAAAUAUUAUUAUUAUUCUGUAUUCAGUCAUUUCUCAUUUAUAGAAAGUGGUCAUACCUUAGUUAUUACAGAUUUAUAAGGAUGUGAUAAUAUUCUUUCAGAUCCAUCAAUAUAAACUAAAAAAGGAUAAAUUCCUAUUUUAGAUUUUGAUGAAACUAAUCAUAAUGAAAUAGGAAUUGAAAUAUUUUUAACAACACAACAUCAGGAAUGUAGUUACUACUGCUCAUUAUUAUAAUUAUCAAGAGAAUAAUUUAAGAAUAAAAAUUCUUAAAAAUUAGAUUAAACCAAAUGGUAAAUUGCCCAAAAAACUAAAAUAUAUGGAAUUUGUAUUACAUGCAGUUAAUUCACAUAAAAUGAUUUAGAUGCUUAAAAGUAGUCAUAGGAAAAGUUUAAUUUUAUGAAUUGUGAGAUUUGUAAAACUGAGAGUGAUUAAUAAAUGACUUCAAUAAUAUAGUGCGAAUGUUGUUUGGAAGAUUAUUAAGCAGUUCAGAAUUUAUAACUAAGAAUUUAGACAGUAUUAGGAAGUUGUGAUUUUUGUAAGUAAUCCUGUUUUGACCUCAAUAAAUAGUGUUGUUAUUAUUGUGAAAGUUAUUGUUUAAAAAAUUAAAAAGAGAUGAAAAUUAAUGAUUAAUUAAUUAGAAUUUGUUCAAAGGGUUAAGCAUAUUUAAGUUUAUAAAAAUGUGCAAAAUGUUAAAAGCUUUACAAUAACGAUGUCAUUUUAUCAAAGGAUUAAUACAAUAAGGGUAUAUAUAAGUGUAUUAAAUGUGCUAAGGAUUGA